This is a messenger RNA of Cryphonectria parasitica EP155, 780 nucleotides long. RefSeq lists its product as uncharacterized. Gene Ontology annotation, biological process: DNA alkylation repair; regulation of DNA-templated transcription. The transcript has 2 exons. Lineage: Eukaryota; Fungi; Ascomycota; Sordariomycetes; Diaporthales; Cryphonectriaceae. Bases 1 to 780 code for a protein of 259 amino acids. The record is from RefSeq and is a predicted model, not a curated record. Gene Ontology annotation, cellular component: nucleus.
AUGACCUCGUCCCAAAAGACCAAUGCUCAUGCUCCGCUCACACACUUCCUCUGCAUCCCUCUGUCCGUACCAACCUCUCGCCCCCAACUCUCCGCCAGCCUUGCCUCCUUCCAGGAUGAUGUCACCCGACCCAAGGACCUCGGCGGCUUCGACCUCCCGCCGGAUGCUGUCCGUCCCGUGGGGACACUGCAUCUGACACUGGGGAUGAUGUCGUUUCCAAGAGGCGGCGGUGGAGAAGAGGGGCUGGCGAGGGCUGUCGAGAUGCUUCGAGCGCUGAAGCCGAGGGAGGUCCUGGCUGGCUUGUUGGAAGGGAAGAGGAACAACAAAAGCAACAGCAAUAGCCAUCCACAAGUCCUAAUCACACUCAAGGGCUUAAAUUCUAUGCAGAAGCCCGAGAGAACCACAGUUCUCUACGCACCACCGUCGGACCCAGAAGACAUCCUUCAGGCCUUCUCAGAGCACAUCAGGGCAACGUUCAGGGACGCAGGCCUGCUGGCGCCCGACGAGAGGCCUCUAUUACUCCACGCGACCAUCGUCAAUACCGUGUACGUCAAAGGCAGCAACAGGGGCAACAAGAGCGGUCAAAGGGGCAGGAAGGACAACCAACGCCACGUUGUCAGGGACGCGCAGGCGAUGCUCGAUCGGUAUGAGGAGCAUGUUUGGGUGGAGGAUGUGCCACUGGAGACGAUUGCCAUCUGCAGAAUGGGUGCGAAGCCGCUCAAGGAGGAUGGCGUGGUGGUGGAUGUUGCAUAUGAGGUCGAGGCAGAAAUUGCUUUUUGA